Molecule: messenger RNA, 1110 nt
Organism: Pelagomonas calceolata
Lineage: Eukaryota; Pelagophyceae; Pelagomonadales; Pelagomonadaceae
Source: the annotation of a GenBank genome assembly
AGCAAGCAAGCAUAACUAAACCGCGCGGCAAGCCCGUAUCGGCCACUGAUCGGGACAAAAUUAGUCGCGGCACAAUCACAAACGCUACGUAAACGGCUCAUUGAGCCGAAAUCGGCUGCAUAGGAAAUCCUAGUGGGAGUUACAUUGGACGUUAGUGAAGAGCACAACAGCGGUUUUUGGACUCGCGCGCGGCGCAAAAUUUCAGUUUCAGCGUCGAGAGGAGUAACAUAUGUCACCAGAAAACGUACAAGUCUCGCGCCGCGCCGGCGCCCUCGCCGCGGCCAUGAACGCCCGCCGCGUCCAGCGGGCGCGACUCCGCGCGGCGUUCUUCAAUCGGUGGCGCGCGACGACCCUCGCGGCCGCCGUCCACGCGACGCGACGCCUCUUGGACCCGACGCCCCGACCGGAGCCGAGCCCCGAAGCGGCUAUCGGUGCCUUACGCCGCGAUCUCGCGCGAGUGCUCGUGAAGGACUCGGCGCUCGACGAGAGCUGCAUCAAGGCGGCCGCGGCGCGAGCGAGCGCCAAGCGGCGGCGGCGCCCGCUCACGCCCAUUUCGCCGCCGCCGCCGCCGCCUUCGGUUCAGAAGGAGAACGUCUCGCCGGGCGCGCGGCGCGUCAAACAACUCGGCCGCGGCAUCCGACGGCUCUACGACGCCUACGCGACAACGCACGCGAAGAAGCUCUUCCCCGACGCGGCAGUGGACCUCUUCCGCGACUGCGGCGUCGUCCCGGCGCACGCCUCCGCGGAUGAUAUCAAGGCGGUCGUAGGAACGGAGCCGAUCGACUACGGCGGCUCGUCCGCGGCGUCGACGCGUCGUGACUUCGACGUGGAUCGAUCGCGGCGAUGCCGUGCCGGCGGACGCUGGCAACGACUCGGUUCACACAGGCUUCUGCAGGGCCGUCGCCGAGCUCGGCCACGUGUGCUUCUGCCGCGCCGUCGACGUCGAGGGCGUCGGCCGCGUCUGGACGCCUGCCAGGGACGACGACCCGCUCCGCGCGCUCUUCCGCGUGAUCUCGUCGUCGAAGGCGUUCUACGCGGCGCAGAAGCACUCCGCAGCGCUCUGGUAAACAUCAAAACUUAAACGAGGGGGCGGGGACAACUUCCACAACU